AGUAUCAGAUUCCAUAGAAGACAAUGGCAUUGCAAGUAAUAUUAUUCUAUUGUUUUUUUCUUUGUGAAGCUGCAUCUGAUCAUCUCCAGUACUCAAUUUAUGAAGAAAUGAAAAAGGGUUCUAUAGUAGGUAAUGUUGCUAAUGAUUUGGGUAUAGACAAUACAGAAUUAUUAUAUAGAAAAUUGCAGAUAUCUUCUCAGACAGAAAAGCAAUAUUUUAAUAUCAACUUUGAAAAUGGGAACAUAUUUGUAAUUGAUAGAAUAGACAGGGAAGUAAUAUGCAGGACAGAGCAGAAAUGCUUUUUAAAUUUGGAAAUAUUGGUUGAAAACCCUGUGAAUAUUUUCCAUGUAAGAGUUGAAAUUCAAGAUAUAAAUGACAAUGCACCUAGUUUCUCUAAGGAUUUAUUUGAUAUAGAAAUUGGUGAAUUUUCUUCUCCUGGAACACAUUUUAUUUUAGGGAAUGCACAGGAUCCAGACCUAGGUAUUAAUUCUGUUCAGAGCUACAAACUCAGCUUUAACCAACAUUUCACACUGGGAGAAAAAACUAGAGCUAAUGGAAUAAAAUAUCCUGAACUUGUUUUAGAAAAGCCUUUAGAUCGUGAGGAGCAAAGUAUCUAUAAUUUAAUUCUCACUGCUUAUGAUGGAGGCACACCUGUAAAAUCUGGAACUGCUCAAAUACGGGUCAUAGUUCAUGAUGUCAAUGAUAAUUUUCCUGCAUUCAGCCAAGAAAAAUAUCAAGUAACUCUAAAUGAAAAUAUACCAAAUGGUUUUCUUGUCCUCCAGCUUAAUGCUACGGAUGCAGAUGAAGGUACAAAUGCAGAAAUUACAUAUUCAUUCAGUCACAUUGCUAAAAAUGCUAUGGAAACGUUUACUUUAGAUUCUCAAAGUGGAGUUAUUAGAACAAAGGGAGAGCUGGACUUUGAAGUUACAAAAAUGUAUGAGAUGAUGGUGGAAGCUAAAGAUGGUGGUGGUUUAGUGGGACAUUGCACAGUUUCAAUUCAGAUUAUUGAUAUCAAUGACAAUGCUCCUAAAAUAAUAACUAAAUCUCUGACUACACCUAUUCCAGAGGACUCCUUACCUGGUACACUUGUGGCCAUAAUUAAUGUUCAUGAUUUGGACUCAGGAAAAAAUGGUGAAGUGAUAUGUCAACUUUUUGGUGAACUUCCAUUUAAAUUAUUGUCUUCAUCUGUAGGUUAUUACAAACUUGUAACUACACAGCCCAUGGACAGAGAAACAACAUCUAAUUACAAUAUUAUUGUAAAAGCUGAAGAUGGAGGCUCUCCCCCCUUGUUUUCAAACAAAACAAUUCAGUUAGCAAUAUCAGAUAUAAAUGACAACCCCCCAGUUUUUGAUAAAACAAAUUAUGUGGCCUAUGUGAUGGAAAAUAACUUAGCUGGAACUUCAAUACACAGAGUGCAUGCUUCAGAUUUUGAUAAUAAUGAGAAUGCCAGAAUAAUAUUCUCCAUUCUUAAUAUAGAUAUUGAGAACAUACCCAUAUCAUCAUAUAUUUCCAUAAACUCAGCAACUGGAAUUAUUUAUGCACAACGCUCAUUUGAUUAUGAACAGUUAAGAGAAAUUCAGUUCAGAGUAAUGGCUAAAGACAGUGGAUCUCCUCCUUUAAGCAGCAAUGCCACAGUCAGGAUAUGUAUCGUGGACAGGAAUGACAAUGCUCCAAAGUUUCUCUACCCAUCAACAGACACUGAUGAACCAGCAUUAGUUGAGUUUAUUCCUCACACAUCUGAGAAAGGUUAUCUAAUCACCAAAGUGAUUGCAGUGGAUGCUGACUCAGGACACAAUGCUUGGCUCUCUUAUCACUUUCUACAAAUUCCAGAACCAGCCUCCUUUAUCAUUGGACAGAACACAGGUGAAAUUAAGUUAGCACAAAGUCUCCAUGAUACAGAUUCUUUAAGGCAAAAGGUUAUAGUUAUGGUAAAAGACAAUGGUGAACCUCCUCUUUCUGCUACAGUUACUGUAAAGUUUGUUAUGGGAGAAACAUAUCAACAAGUUCUUCCAGAGAUAAGUAGCCAACCUGGUAAUUUAGAAACACAAUCAAAUAUAACCUUGUUCUUAGUAAUAUCAAUAGCUGUGAUUUCUCUUUUAUUCAUUUUGACAGUAAUAGCUACAGUUAUUUCUAAAUACAGGAAAGCAAGCACUUCAACUCCUUUUGGAACUCUGACUAGGGAUAUGUUUCCUCAAGUUGGCCUCACAUAUCCCACUCAGUUUAGUGAUGGAACAUUGCCACUCCCAUACUCAUACAAUGUUUGUGUAGCACUUGAAUCAAGCCAAAAUGAAUUUGCCCAUCUUAAACCAAUCCAGAAUGUUCCAAUAGACAAUCUUAUUGACACAGACGAUUCCGUUCCUGGAAAUGAUUCUCUGAUCAAAAAUGUUCCUUCAGAGGACCAGACUUGCCUGUCUUCAUCCUUUUGGCUAACAUCAAGCAUUCCUCGUAACUCAGACCCAGGGAUCUCAGAGGUCUCAAUUGAAACUGGGCCAACACCUCUAGAUGUCCUAUCUGACCCUGCAGUCACUAGUGGCAGGGCCACAGGAGUGACUGGUGGGGUCCAGGUAACAAAGGCAACAUGUCUAGCCCCUGUGUAUGCCCUCUUUGUGUGGACUAACCAAGCUGAGAGGGUUCUAACAGUUACAGAGAAGCAGUUCCUCUUGCUCAUAAGUGGCUACUGGCUCAGCCUCUGUUGUUUGCAAACUGCCAAAAAGGGUGCUGUUGAAAUGGAGGGUCCAACACAACCUUUGACAUAG
Bombina bombina (fire-bellied toad) is the source of this 2756-nucleotide messenger RNA. Its product is annotated as protocadherin gamma-B5-like. Lineage: Eukaryota; Metazoa; Chordata; Amphibia; Anura; Bombinatoridae. The record is from RefSeq and is a predicted model, not a curated record. Gene Ontology annotation, molecular function: calcium ion binding. Gene Ontology annotation, biological process: homophilic cell-cell adhesion. The transcript has 3 exons. Gene Ontology annotation, cellular component: plasma membrane. Bases 24 to 2756 code for a protein of 910 amino acids.